Molecule: messenger RNA, 1110 nt
Organism: Boeremia exigua
Lineage: Eukaryota; Fungi; Ascomycota; Dothideomycetes; Pleosporales; Didymellaceae
Exons: 1
Coding region: 73-1110 (345 amino acids)
Molecular function (GO): tocopherol cyclase activity
Source: RefSeq, a predicted model, not a curated record
ACCAGAAGACCUCCAACUUCUAUGUUCACAUGAUAUCUACACCAGCAUCCAACGAACAAACAGUAUACAGUCAUGGAGCACUAUGGACCCCAUAUGCGCUCGCAAUUCGAGGGCUUUUACUCCAAAUUCGAUUUGGAGAGUGGUGCCCACAUUGCCCUCAUAAUUUGCUCUGUGCCCAAAGCCAGGACCCGUCCACAUAUGGUAUCCUUCACGUACUACCCCAAGUCCGGAACUCCUAUAUUCCAGCGCGAGGAGUUUGUAGAGACUAUCCAACGGAAUGUUACGGACUCAAAAACAAAUGCCUUCGAACUAAGAGUGCCAGGGAUGGGUUACAUGGCCUGCCAUGGCAAUGGCACGGUGUCUUGGAGACUGAAUGCGCCGGAAUGGAGUUUCGAGGCCGAUAGCACCGCAGUGACACAAUGGCGAACCGAUAAGAACACGCCGGAAGGCUGGAUAAUCAACCUCCCGCUGCCGCUGCACUGGCACGUACAUAGUACCUGCUCGCCGUGCACGUUUACGCUAAACAUUCCUCCUCUCGGUCGAUCCCAUCCUGAGGUCGACCGCAAGGGUCACGCCAAUGUGCACCUGGAGAAGAACUGGGCAAACAGCUUCCCAGAGGCGCACAUGUGGGUGCAAGCCUUCGACGCGGAAGACAGGAAGGGCGUGUGUCUGGCGGGCGGCAAGAUCAUUGGACAGACGGCUUAUAUGCUUGGGUAUCGAUCGAAAGACCUCGAAUUAGACUUUGUGCCGCCGUUCUCGGUGUCAUACCUCAACAUGUCGUUCUUGAGCCCAUUCAUGAGCGUGGAUAUCGACUGGGAGACUCGGUCCUUCAGCAUCUCUGUAUCGAACUACGUCCACAAGUUAGAACUGAAGGUGCAGGCACCGAAAGAGCCUGGCUGGUUUGGCCUCGCGAGUCCAUUCCCAGAUGGCCACCGAGCGAACUUCUGUCGGGAAAGCUUCAUCGCAACUAUAGAUGUUAAGAUCUACGAAAGCGAGGGCUGGAUGCCCUGGCACGGGUGGAAACUCAUCAAGCAAGACAAGUUCGAAAACGCAAGUCUAGAAUUCGCGGGCGGUUAUUAUCCAGAGAGAGGUGAGCCGAAGACAGAGUAG